Messenger RNA from Nerophis lumbriciformis (worm pipefish), 1686 nucleotides. The record is from RefSeq and is a predicted model, not a curated record. NCBI's taxonomy places the organism in Eukaryota, Metazoa, Chordata, Actinopteri, Syngnathiformes, Syngnathidae.
AUGGAAGCGGUCACCGAAGAGAUGCAGGAAACUUUGGUGAAGACAGCGCAUUCUCCCCUGAUUUGUGAAGCUCGAGAUGCCACCAGCGCCUUGCAUGAUCGCAGAGGACGCACUGCUGCACAGGCUUCAGCGAUGCCGAUACAUCUCGGCGUGUUGGCUGAACUUGGGCUGCGCUUCGCCGCCAAAUAUCCAGAGGGCGUCGCUGAACCUGGUGACUUAUACAUCACCAACGACCCUUACGCCGGCGGCACCCACAUGCCUGACAUCGCGGUUGCUGCGCCAGUGUUCAGUGGCCCACAGUUGGUCGGGUAUGUGUCAACCAUGGCCCAUCAUCGAGACAUUGGCGGUUUGCUUCCUGCCAGCGUCAGCGUGGCCGCACGAGACAUCCAUGCGGAGGGUUUGAGACUACCGAUCAUUCGUCUAGCCAAGUCUGGUCAGAUCAAUCCAUCGAUCUUAUCGAUGAUUGAAGUGUGUAGUCGCACCCCAAAAAGUAUGCGCGGUGACCUGGGUGCCCAAAUAGCUGCUUGCAAGACCGGUUCCCUGCGUUUUUCAGAGUUGUUUGAACGUUGGCCGGUCGACACUGUGUACGAGUCGAUAACAGCCUUGAUGGACUACUCAGAACGAAUGACUCGAGCGGAAAUCAGCACGGUACCGGACGGCCAGUAUCAGUUCUCAGACAAACUAGACGACAAUGCGCUGGACCCCGACUCUGGACCGGUCACUAUCGCAGUAACAAUGACGGUAGCUGGCGAUGAACUGUUGUUCGAUUUUGCCGGCAGCGACCCGCAGGUUGAAUCAGCCAUUAACAACGUACUCGCUUCUACCGCAUCUGUGGUGUACUACGGCGUGCGUACGCUAACCGGCGACCGCAUCCCAAAUAACGAUGGUUGUUUUCGACCCAUCACGGUCACUGCGCCGGAAGGGUGCGUCGUCAACGCGAGCUAUCCGGCGCCGGUCGCAUCGCGUGGUAUUGCACUCAUGCGCAUCGAAGAUGUCGUCGUUGGCGUACUUGGAAAAGCGCUACCUCAACGAAUGACAGCUGCACAUAGUGGUCAAUACACGAUGGUCAGUGUUGCUGGUACACACCCGGACAGUGGCGAACCAAUGAUUGGUCAGUUAAGCGGGCCAGUAGUUGGCGGCCAUGGCGCUCGUCCCACCAAAGAUGGCAUCGAUGUCAGUUCGCACGGCUGCACAAACGGCACCAUCGAUGCGAUGGAGUUAGGCGAGUCUCGUUACCCAAUGCGCUUCAAUCAGAUGGCGUUGUGGCCAGACUCUGGCGGUGCUGGACGAAAUAGAGGUGGGCUAGGCUGGUUUGCCGAGGUUGAGUGGACCCACGGCGACAGCAUGAUCACCUUUCGGCGUGAACGAACACGCUUCCAGCCCUGGGGGCUGGCAGGGGGUGGCAGCGCACCGCUGUGUCGGACCGAGUAUGAGGACGCCGAUGGCAAGGUAGUGGCACUGCCUGCCAAGGUGGUGAUUCCUUUUUCAACUGGCGAAAAAUUGCGCUACUGGACCACCGGCAGCGGUGGCUAUGGCAACGCCUACCAGCGUGCUCCCGAAAAAGUGUUGGAAGAUGUGCUCAACGGGCGGGUGACAGUGGCUUCGGCAAGAGCAGACUACGGUGUGGCGAUUCGGGAUAGUCAAAUUGAUCAGGCGGCGACAGGAAGGCUUCGAGAUGGGAGCUGA